AUGCGUGUUAAGUAUUCCGUCGAAAUGCAUGUGAAUAGUCAGUUGUUUUUACUAUCGAUUUUCGGAACUUGCGUCUUCGGAAAGAAUAUUUUGAUCAUCAAUCCAAUUUUUGGGUUCAGCCAUGUCAAGUUUAUGACGCAGAUGGCUAAUGUUAUAGCUGAUCAUGGACAUAAUGUGACUCUUUUUCAACCAUUUCAUAUUCCACUGAAGAACAUGGAUGGUUUAGUCAAAAACAAGAACAUUGAGAUUCUAAAUUACUACCCAGACCAUUAUGAUGAGCUUUUGAACACGGAAUCUCCGACUUUCCCCAUGUUUUGGGAUUCUCAUCUCAUAAAUAAUCCAGUUUUACAAUCUUUUAUGAUGCCAAGAAUGAUAGUCAAGGAGUUUCAAAGAACAGAUGAACAAAUUUUAUUGGAUACGAAACUUCACGAGACGUUGAAAAACAAAAAGUUCGACGUUGCCAUUGCAGAAACGUUUGGGAUAUCUGGAUUCUAUUUGGCCCACUUUCUAGAUCUUCCGUGUAUCCCUGUCAUGUCAGCAGUUCGCUUUCAAGUAUUCAACGAACUUUUUGGACAACUAUCUAGCACUGGAUAUAUCCCACAAAUCGGAUCAAAAAGAGCUCCAGAAGCUGGCUUCUUGGAUAGACUCAAUGAUGUGUACAUGAAGUUCUUCGACAAAAUAACAGUUGAGAAGAUGGGUCAAUUGCAGAACGACAAUUUUGAGAAAGCAUUGGGAAAGCCACUACCUAAUUGGAAAGAUCUUAUUUCGGAAUCGCCAGUGUACAUCACUAACUCAAACCCAUAUUUGGACUUUGCAGUUCCCACUACUGCCACAAUUGUCCAUGCCGGCGGAAUCACUAUUGACUUGAAGAAAUUAAAAAAUGUUGGACCACUCCCGGAAGAAUAUGAACAAAUACUACAGGAGAGAGACUCAACAGUCCUAAUUUCUUUUGGAUCCGUGAUUCGUUCAUUCCAAAUGCCGGAUAACUUCAAAGCUGGAAUCAUUCAAAUGUUUGAGUCACUUCCUGAUGUCACUUUCAUCUGGAAAUACGAGAAAGAUGACGUGGAGUUCCAGAAGAGACUCCCCAAGAAUGUCCAUUUGAAGAAGUGGGUUCCCCAGCCUGCCCUUCUUGCUGACAAACGACUAAAAGUGUUUGUGACUCACGGUGGUUUGGGAAGCACCAUGGAGGUUGCGUACACGGGUAAACCUGCAUUAAUGGUUCCAAUCUUUGGAGACCAGCCACAAAACGCCUACAUGCUUGAACGACACGGAGGAGCUAUUGCAUAUGACAAAUUUGAUCUUCAAGAUGGUGAUAAGUUGACGAAAAUCAUGAAGGACAUGGUAACAAAUCCGAAAUACAAUGUAAAUGCUCAUGCUCUGCUGGAAGUUUUGUCUAAUCAACCAAUUGAUCCAAAGAUGAAUUUGAUGAAACAUCUAGACUUUGCAAUUAAAUUCCCGAAAUUGCGAUCCCAAGUACCUGCCAUCAGCCAUGUCGGAAUCAUUGCUCAUUACUAUUUGGAUGUUUUUGCUUUCCUCACUUCUGUUGCAGUUGUUUUAGCAUAUUGCACUUUCAAAUUACUUCGUAAAAUCCCAGUCAGAUUAGCGGCAAAAAAAACUAAAAAUGAUUAA
Molecule: messenger RNA, 1629 nt
Organism: Caenorhabditis remanei
Lineage: Eukaryota; Metazoa; Nematoda; Chromadorea; Rhabditida; Rhabditidae
Exons: 7
Coding region: 1-1629 (542 amino acids)
Molecular function (GO): UDP-glycosyltransferase activity
Source: RefSeq, a predicted model, not a curated record